AUGGGUGUCGGCGCUUUCCUGGAGCCGCUGAUAGUCGUCAGCUUGCUAACAGGUGGGACAAUCCUCAACCGCAACAAAUCGCCACCCUCGUCCUCGUCCUCGUCCUCGUCCUCCUCGCCUGUUUCCUCGAGGCCGAACUCAUGGCGGGACUUCGACUACCCGGGAGCCCUCGAGGCCGGAGGUCCUAGCUAUUCGCCAAAGACCAAGUCUAGGAGCAGCUCCGUCUCGUCGUCCUCGUUUGACAUGGCGCGGGAAAAGUAUGACCCUCGAUAUCGGCAACGAACGCUGCGCUUCUUCAACUGGGAGCGCGAGAUAACAACACCCAACAACGAGAUCUUCAAAGACCGCCUUCUCAGUCGACUUCUCAGAGCUCUACCGUUCCUGGUCGAAGUCUGGUACUGGGCUCUUGUAUAUUGGGUCUACCAACUCGGGCGCGCCUUCUCGGCUGUCACGCUCAAGGAUUCGACCGUCGACACGGCGCGCAAGCACGCGCUGCAGGUCGUGGCUGUCGAGGAGUACCUGCAGAUCUUCAUCGAGGCCGACAUCCAGAAAUGGUUCCGCGGCCACCCCGUGCUGAUGCAGUGGACCAACCGGACGUACUCGUUCAUCCACAUCCCGGGGACCAUCCUGUUCCUCAUCGUGCUCUACUACAUCACGACGGCGCGACCAAAACGCACCCUGCUCAAGCCGUACGAGGACGACGUGGACGGCAGGCUGUCGCCGCGCCAGUGGAGGCAGCCGGUCACGCGCAUGGGCCCCGACGUCUACCAGAAGCGGAGGCGCACCAUGGUCAUGUGCAACCUGCUCGCCUUUGUCGUCUUCUCCUUCUGGCCCUGCAUGCCCCCGCGCCUGCUUAGCGAUCUGACGUACAACGGCCUCGACGCCGCCCCGGCCAAGAGCUACGGCUUCGUCGACACGGUGCACGGCGUCGACGGCGACAGCAGCGUCUGGACCACGAACCGGUUCUGCAACCAAUAUGCCGCCAUGCCGUCGCUGCACUUUGGCUACUCGUUCCUCAUCGGACUGACCAUCGCGACGGCACCCAUGGCGAAGCGGGGGCGGAUGGCGUGGAGGCGGCUGGCGCUGGUCAGCGUGGGCAUGGUGUAUCCGGGGAUCAUCCUGGCGGCCAUCGUGGCGACGGCGAACCACUUCAUCCUGGACGCCGUGGCCGGCGCGUGCGCGUGCCUCCUCGCCUGGAAGUUCAACGGCUUGCUGCUCAACCUGCUCCCGCUCGAAGACUAUUUCCUGAGCGUGCUGAGAAUCCACAAGCCGUGA
This is a messenger RNA of Lasiosphaeria miniovina, 1275 nucleotides long. RefSeq names its product PAP2 superfamily-domain-containing protein. The transcript is spliced from 3 exons. Gene Ontology annotation, cellular component: inositol phosphoceramide synthase complex. The record is from RefSeq and is a predicted model, not a curated record. Lineage: Eukaryota; Fungi; Ascomycota; Sordariomycetes; Sordariales; Lasiosphaeriaceae. Gene Ontology annotation, molecular function: inositol phosphoceramide synthase activity. The coding region runs from base 1 to 1275 and encodes 424 amino acids. Gene Ontology annotation, biological process: inositol phosphoceramide metabolic process; sphingolipid biosynthetic process.